This is a messenger RNA of Sus scrofa (pig), 1867 nucleotides long. NCBI's taxonomy places the organism in Eukaryota, Metazoa, Chordata, Mammalia, Artiodactyla, Suidae. The record is from RefSeq and is a predicted model, not a curated record.
CGGCCUGGAACCUGGGUCAGGGCCUCUGGCUUCCCGCUCCCAUCCUCACACCAGGUCUCCAGAAGCGUCACAGCCCUGGAACCUCGGCCCCCUGCGUUCUCGACGCCUCGUGAUCCUGCCUGGGGUCGGGCCCCAGAGCCCCUGCUCCCUCCCCCAUCUCAACCCUCCCUCGAUUCGGCCGCUCAGCAUCCCUCCUUCUGGACCCUGGAUCUUCACCCCUAGAGCGCCUCACAUCGCCAGGGAUUUGCUAGAGGCCCUCAGUGGAUUGAAUGAGGCCCGUGCACACAGGGAAGGCCCACCUGCUUUACUCAGGCCACCGAAUCAAGUGCUCAGCUCUCUGGAAACAGCCUCACAGACAAACCCAGAAGUAAUGUUUAACCAGCUGGCUGGGCACCCCAUGGCCCAGUAGAGAUGACAUAAAAAAUUAACCACCACACAGGUUAUGGUUGCGUGUGUGGAUGCCAUUCAAGGUCCUAAGCUGCCAGCUCUUCGGGACGGGGGACUGGAGCACCUGUCGCAGCACUAGAGCCCUUCUGGCCCUGUCAGGCCUUUCUCACCUCCUGAUGUGAGUAGAGCACCCCCUUGGGGUGAGGGGCACACACGGCUGGGCAAGGAAGGAGCUGAGGAAACCGUGGCUCUGGCUGGAGGGUUCCAGGAACCAGGAGGGGAGGCAGGGGCAUGGCCAGCUUGUCCAGGGCGGGGCCUGACAGGGAGUGCCCUGACGGGGAGGGCAAAGGGCCAUGUCCUCCGCCUGCCCCACCCCGCUGACAGAAGUCCCAGUCACCAGGCCACUCUCAGUCUGGGGCCCUCGAGGGAGCGCAGAAUCCCAAGUGGCUGGAGCACUGGGGGACACCCAGACAGAGCCCUUGCUGGACCAGGUCCUGCGGGAGCGGGAUGAAGCCAUUGCCAAGAAGCGGGCAGUGGAGGCUGAGCUGGACACGUGCAAAGCCAAGUUGCGAGCCGUGGAGGCCCAGCUGUUGGAAGUUCUGGAGGAGAAGCUGAGACUGAAGCAGGAGGUGGAGGCCUGGGAGGAGGACAUGCAGCAGCUGGUGAGGCAGCGGGUGGAGAGUCAGCUGCAGAGAGAGUCCAGGGGCGGCCUGGGAGAGGGUCUGGGAGCCCCAGUGAACUCUGGAACUGCCAGGACCCCCUGGGUCCGACUCCCCUUGGGUCGAUGGGGACACUGGCGGUGAGAGAACUCAGCCCAAGACCUUGGGAAGAGUACGUUUAUUCAUUAAAGUUUGAGGUCUGAACCCCUCUACAUCCUCGUGCCCUCAGUGCCCACCUGAGUCCUUCUGUGCUGGAACAAGGAGCAGCCUGCGGGGCCUUGAAGUUUGGGGUUUCAUGUCCCCUCUGGCCGGCAACUUUUAGGCCAGGAAGCUUCGGAUGGCAGCCAUGAAGUCUUGCGGGCUGUCGCUGUGGACCAAGUGGCCAGCAUUAGGCAAGGUCUGCAUCUGAGCCCGAGGGAAGAGCCGCCUAAUCUCAGGGUGGUGGCUGGGACUGUCCAACGGAGAGAAGGCCGCCAAGAAGGUGUGAAAGUAGGAAGAUGGGGCGAGAAGGAGAGAAGCAGAGGCCAAGUGGGGCUAGAUGGAGAGCCACGCGAACCCACAUGCCCAGUGGGGUUUCCGGGUUCUCAGGCACCCCUGGCCAACCCUCAGGCCCUCCCAGAGGCAGGCUCCCCAGGCUGGGGGGCCAGAUAAGUCGGGCACACCACUCCCACCACCCUGCCUGGCUUACAGCACGAAUUGAGAGUUUCCACCAAUGAGGAAGAGGGCUGGUCCAGAGUAGGAUUCUUGCCGUGGUGGGAAGUUCAAGAUUUUGUCCCAGUGCUGGGACAAAGCGUCCAAGUUCACUCUCCACACGAAGUGCC